Molecule: messenger RNA, 4457 nt
Organism: Pocillopora meandrina
Lineage: Eukaryota; Metazoa; Cnidaria; Anthozoa; Scleractinia; Pocilloporidae
Source: the annotation of a GenBank genome assembly
AUGGAUAAACUAGAAGGGCUAUAUUUUAAAGCUUUCACUUACAAUUGCUUCAAGGAGAUGUGUGCGAAAGAAAUUUGGAGGUCACUUGUAAACUGGCUACAAAUCUCUGAAAUCUUCACGAUAAAUCAUGCAAUGGUGGAUAACUUACUACUGGCUCUAACUGUAGUUCAGAAGCUUUAUCAGAGGUUUGAAACUAUUAAUUGCCCAUAUUUGAAAGUCAUAACAGAUGAUCUUGUUUCCAAAUACGACUUAUUAGACUGUCUGUUAAAACUUCUGGGAGACAGCAACCAACAUGUUGUGUUCUCUGCAACUAAAGCGAUUGUGUUGAUUUUUCAAGUGGUUUCUAAGCAAACUAUAAGAGGCGAGUGGUUUCUGAAACUCUUUGACUUCGGGAAAGAAACUGAGCGUCCUUGGAAAAAGCUUUAUGCCAUGGAAAUGUUACAAAAUAUUCUCAAAAACGUACGGGAGACACCAAAGAAGCCUAGGAAUUACCAGCAACAUAUAGAAGGUACAAGCGGUCACACCUGCUCCUGCACUACUGAUGAAAAUAAUUUUACAGAUACUAGUCUUUCAAGAAAUGAAUUAGUAGAGGUACUUUUGGGGAAUGUUAAUUUAAGACAUAUUUUUUUUUUAUAUGUUCCUUUAAUUGUGCGACCCAAUGGAAUGUAUUCUUUUAUGGAGAACUGUCAACAUACAGGGCUAGCUGAAGACUUCAUUGUACUUUGGGCUAGUCUGAAAUUAGGAGAUGCCAUCCAUGAACAAGAAAAUGUGAAGAAAGAAGCCAUUUUUGGGACAAAAGAGAAUAACCUACUUGCCUUCCUUCAUUUUAUGGCAGAAAUUGCAAAAUACAUGAAUUUCAACUUUGAAGCAUGUCUAAAUAAGGAAGUAACUGAUUUGAAAAGCUGCAUUGGAGAACAAUGUUCUUUCCUGGGACCCCAAGAAUUUGGGUCAACCAAUGGUAGCAGACACAUAGCAGCCAAACUGUAUGAAUGGGACUCCAGUAGUAUCUUUGCCACAAGAAUGAUAAGUACUGAUACAACAGAUGAUACUGUCAAUCAGUUUUGCAUUGUUACAGCUAUGUUGACCCAGUACCUUCACCACCCAAGACUUCCACCGCUGAUUUUUAAAAAGAUUUUGGAGAUUUUGUACAAUGUAUUAUUUAUUCCAAGCUCAGUAUUGUUUACACAUGAAAAUAAAGACAGUAAAUUACAUAAAAUCUUAAGGAGCCCCUCAGUCUCUUUCCUGAGUGUUGUUGAGUGUUGUCUCCUCGCCAGAAUACCCAGGAACCCCUCAGGAAUUGUGGGAUUCAGUGGAACAGAAAUAAAAAGUCAUCCAGGACUUACUGGGCAGACAGAAAGGACUGACUUACUAGCUCUGAGGAAAGCUUCACUGACGGUUUUCAAAUCUGCUUUCAUUGUGCUAAAAUCAGCUGUUCAGCAGGAGGGUAUGUACAGGUUUGAGUGGCAAACUACAUUACUUUUAACCCUUUGACCUCUAAGAGUGACAAGAAUCUAAUUUCUCCCUACAUUAUCAUCCCUGAAUCACACAUUAAGGUCAUGAGAAUAAAGGAAAUGAUCACCAACCACACAAAUUCUCCAUUUCAGUACCUUAGGAACUGCCUAUGGAGCAAGGGAAUAUCCAUAAUGUUGUCAGGGUGUUGAGGGUAGAGAUGAUUAAGGCUCAGAGAAGCAAGACUAUUGAUGGUAAUAUUUAUUUCAUGUGUCUUUUCAGGUUCAUUUUUAUUCCAGAAGCUGUCUUUAUCUUGUGUGAACCUGUGUUUCAGGGAUGUUCUUUCUCUUGCUUGUGGUAAUCCUUUCAACAGCAAGUCAUCUGCACAGAAUUCCACUGAAACAGAACUCUCCACCAGUCUCAUAGCACUGUUUGUUGACCAGGAUGAUGAACUUGUUGAGUUGAUGUUAGCUCUCCUGUUGCUUUUUCAAGAACUUCACAAGUGAGAGUUUUGAAAUCUUGUUUAAAAUGUGUAUUUAAUAAGUAAACCCCUUCGGGUAUUGUUACAAAAAUUGCAAGGGAAAAUAUCUGGCGGUCUUUUAGUGGGCCCUUGUUCCUAGGAGGAUGUUAUGUCUUUUAAAGUCAGCUGUGGUUUGCAGUUGUUGGCAACUUUCACUUCCUUGCGUAUGGAUGAGGGUUGGAGAUUCAACAGUCCUUGGAGUGAAACUUACCCUAAGGGCAACGUUAAGGCUUUGCAUCCCACUCUUCCAGUUGUUAUGUUGUAGAAAAUCAGUGUCAAUCAACUUAGCAGCUUGAAAAGUGUUGAUUAGAGCCGCACUGUUCACAGCCUUAUUGUUCAAGCGACAAAUCCGGCAGGGGAAGCGAAGGUAACAAUGACGUAAAACUGCAAGAGAAAUACUUGGUAUCAUACAAAUUAUAUAAAUUUAUUCAGUAAGUACACGUUUACUUCAAAUUUUGUUUUAAUGACUAUGAAUACAUGGAAAUCAUAUAUGCGACCUGCAGAUCAAGAAAUGAAUAUGAAAGCGAUCUUCGCAGUAAUGAACACUACUUAAACAAUAAAAGCUAACUUCUUCGUUUGUCUCAAGAUGUAGUCACGUGUGAUGUAGAUCGCGACGUUUCGACUGCAUACUACUAGUCUUCUUCAGGCGAUGAGGUCGACUGGUCAUGCGUGAUCUUAUGAAGCAUGAUGCUCUGCUGUGCUUUUUUUACUACUUAAACAGUAGUGAAAAAUAAGGCCUGAAAAUAUUUAGGCCUGUACAGGAUCAAUUUCAUAUACAUUUCUUAAUGCGCAGCUCACUUAAAUAUGAUUUUCACAUUCACAGUCAUUGAUUCACCACUUCACAGGUUUAUUACGAAUCAACGUAAUGACCAGCUCAGUUGGUAGAGCGCUGCACCAGUAUCGCAGAGAUCAUGGGUUCAAAUCCCGUACAGGCCUGAAUAUUUUCAGGCCUUAUUUUCACUACUGUUUAAGUAGUGUUCAUUACUGCGAAGAUCGAUUUCACAUUCGAAUUUUGUGUCCUUAAGGGUUAUUUAAAGUGACUUUCUCUUUUCAACAGUCCACGGGUGGAAAUAAAAUAUUAUUCUCUUCCUUCGUCUCACCAGUCGAUUUACUUUUUACCUAACUUCCAAUUGUGUAAAACGUUGCAUAUUUUUCUUCUAACAUUUUCUUUGCCAAAUUUAUUUUCAGGAAUUUUUCAAGCGAUGAAAUUUCCAUGAAAAUUUUACAACAGCUGAACCCGCACUGGUUGUUUGCUGCUUUCACCGAAUCAGUUGGGUUUGAUCCCUCGUUACUUCUCGACCUUCUUAUUUCAUCAGAGACGCGAUUUCUGGAGUAUCUGACAAAAUAUUUACGCUUUGUUGUCAGUGAUUGGACAGAAUUCACCCAAUCGUUGGCGACUUACAGGCAAAUCGAUGAAGAAGAGGACAAAGCGAUAUACGGCGAUUUGGAAACGUGUAGUGAAAGGCGAAGAAAAAAUGAAUGCGGAAAGCUUGAACAGGAUGUUGAGUCUUCGCAGGAAGUUUCUGGAGCGCAGAUGUUAAAAACGUUUCCUCCAUCUCAAAAGGGCAAACAACCUUACAACCAUAUUUGCAUUGACACAAUUUCAAAGAACAGUUCAGAAAUUCGUUCUACGGAUCAUCGCUUGGGAAGAAAUGACUGUGAUUACCUUGGUGGCUUGAAAAGCAUUCUUGAGUCGUACUAUUCAAGCGACGAAUCCGACAUGGAAAUCGAAAGUCAAAGUGAAAAUUCAGAGACAACGGCUGACUGUGUUUUUGAGGGCUCCCACAGCUGCGAACUACAUUCGAUGACCUUUGAUAACAACAGCGUGGGAACAUUUGACUCGUCUGUCGCAAACGCGAGUCAUAUUGUUUGUGUUGCAGACAAGUCAUGCAAGGUUUUCGAUAAAAUUAUGACGAUGCUGAUUCGACUGCGAAUGUCAGUAAGGAGGCUGUUAUCCGGGGGACAUUUUCCGUAUAAUGCUGUACCUCUUAUCGCACUCAUGGAAAAUGUCGAGAAGUUUUACGAUGAUUGCUGACUCGUUGAUGUUAUAGCUCUUUUAAGUGCAUCAAAACAUGCGCAAAAUAUGGAUUUCAUGGAGAAACAUUGAAUUUUAUCCAAAUAAGUCUAAAAGCCAUUAUUUUUAGUCAUCCAUUGCGUUAAUCCUUUUAACCGCCUGCAAAAUGCCGGGUUUCCACGUUUUCUGUGGGCGUUUUCUUAAAGAGGCGAGUCCAGGGAACAGCUCACACAAAGCAAGAUGACGAAAAAUAACUAGCUAAAACGUGCUCUUUGUUUGAAAUCAAACGUAAGAAAAGCAGCAUCGUUUUUUCUUCAUGCCUUGCCCUAAAAUAGGCAUCAACAAGGUUUCCGCGGAAUUUCCUUUUGUUCUCUUCACACGACUCGCCUCGACUGGCCUAGGAUCUGUACUUCAUUUGUAACUGUAAAAAUAACGAGGUUUCGUUUCAAUAGAAUAAAACAAGCCUGAAUCCCA